AUGGCCCGCAUGAACCGGCCGGCCCCCGUGGAGGUGAGCUACAAGAACAUGCGGUUCCUCAUCACGCACAACCCCACCAACGCCACCCUCAGCACCUUCAUCGAGGACCUGAAGAAGUACGGGGCCACCACCGUGGUGCGCGUGUGCGAGGUGACCUACGACAAGGCCCUGCUGGAGAAGGACGGCAUCACCGUGGUGGACUGGCCCUUUGACGACGGGGCGCCCCCGCCUGGCAAGGUGGUGGAGGACUGGCUGAGCCUGCUGAAGGCCAAGUUCUGCGACGACCCUGGCAGCUGCGUGGCCGUGCACUGCGUGGCCGGCCUGGGACGGGCCCCGGUCCUCGUGGCACUGGCGCUCAUCGAGAGUGGGAUGAAGUACGAGGACGCCAUCCAGUUCAUCCGGCAGAAGCGGCGCGGAGCCAUCAACAGCAAGCAGCUCACCUACCUGGAGAAGUACCGGCCCAAGCAGAGGCUGCGGUUCCGGGAGCCGCACGCGCCCCGGACCAAGUGCUGUGUCAUGUAG
Pipistrellus nathusii (Nathusius's pipistrelle) is the source of this 522-nucleotide messenger RNA. NCBI's taxonomy places the organism in Eukaryota, Metazoa, Chordata, Mammalia, Chiroptera, Vespertilionidae. The record is from the annotation of a GenBank genome assembly.